AUGUACAGUGGAAGCACACGUGCGCGAAGCGGUAGCGUCGACCGCCGAAGCGCUUCAAGAGAACCUGCGCCCUACCGUACAGCUUACGGUAGAGAGAGAGAUCGGGUCAGUAAAACUAAAUAAUUAAAUCUCUGACAUGGGCCGCCAAAUGAUCGCCACAACUCUUUCUAUGACCUCUCGAGGUUUUCUCGCAGAUAGUUAACAACGAAGUUUGCCAGAUAAAGAAUUGUGGCGAUCUUUUGGCGCCUCACGUCAGAUAUUACAAUAAAAAUUAUUAAAGUACUUUAUCUUUCUGAAAAAAAAAAUCAGUAAAACUUGUUUAUGAAUGUCAAUUGAUGAGUUAAUCUGCUAAAAACUUUGCUAUGAAUAAAAUUAUCACUCAUAUCACUUCUAAAAUUUAAAAAAAAACUGAAAAAAAAGCUGAAAAAUCUAAUAAAGGAACCAAAAAAAAGUAAAAAAAAAAAUUGCCGCCACAAAGUGUGUAAAGCGUUUUGCGGUCAGCCAACUGACGUCCUCCGUUUUUUUCGAAACGUAUUUUAACGGGCACGAGUUUUAUGGGAUUUCAAAAUUGGUUCCAGUCUCUUCUUCACUUUUAUUAUCAUUCUCACGAGGUAAUGUUCACAAAAAAAGAGGAACGAAAACUAAUUAUACACGCGCGUUUUAUAAAACUUUAUAAAACGGAAACGUAUUCGACGCGCAAAAGCCGCAAGUGUGCAACUGUGCGUCGAGGUGAAGAUUUCAAACUUUGGCGGGGAAAAAAAUGUUAUUUUUUCAAUAAAAAAAUUUUUUUUGUUUUCAACUUCAGAAAACACGUUCAGAGUAAUGGAACUUGAAAAAUGGGGUUGAAAAAGAGCCAUCAAAAAUGAUUGGCGGAAAAAUCGCUGAUGAGUUGUUACUGCAUAGUCGGCUGGCCGGCUCCUCCAGCUCUUUUCAACGAUAAACACUUCCUCCAAACCCCAUUGCUUUACCCAUCCGUUCCGCGUUCGAGUUACCUAUGAUAUUUCCUAUCCACUGACUUACUACUUUCUGGCUCAACAGAGAAGAGAAAUGGAGAACUUAAUUGUUUUUCGAACUUAUAGAUCCACUUCUUUAUUUUUGUAUAAAAUUUUCAUUUUUUUAAUGUUAUAUGUUACAUAAUUUUAUAAUAUAUCGAAGGUUUUAUUUUAUUUUUUAGGAAUCUUGUUGAUUUUAUCGGACUUGUUGGACGAUUUUUGAAUUUUUGAAUUCCUGUUUUUUUAAUAUUAAAAGAGAGCUGUUAUCGUGCUGUUAAGAUAGAAACUACAAGCUCUAUGAAAAAAAUGAGAGAAGCUCAAAAGAUCCGAAAAUUUUCACUUCUUCAUUUACUUUUUCAUUUUAUCUCACUUUUGUUCAAAAAAAUAUUUCCAUGACUUUCCUUUAUUUUCAGGCUCCUCAAUCAAAUUCAACAACGGCAUCCCGUUUCUCGCGAGCCACUUCGUAUGAUCCAUUUGCCAGUGGGAAAACGCGAGUCGCCAUGCCCAAUAAUUUCCCGUCGCCUUAUGGCCGUUCCGGAAUGUCGUCUUCCUACAAUAGUGACUAUAAAACCUUGAGCAACCGGUUAGCAAUAUUCUCAUGAAGGUUUUUGAACUUUUCGUAAAUUUCGCUUCGAGUGAUAUAUUUGAUUUAUAUUUUGUUACUGCUUGGUCGCAUUGGGAAUCGCUCAAGCUUCUGUUUUUUUCUUAUCUCCGCCCAAAGUCGUUUUAAGUCGGGCGCAUUUCAAACUUUGAGCCAUUCAAACGCGUUUUUAAAAGCUUCGCGCCAUUCCAACGAGUUCAAAUAAAGAAAAUGCUUGAAUAAGCUUCCAAGCUUCAUAAGAACUAACGUGUCUUGCAACGAAAAUAGGUGAAUUUUUGAAGAUACGGUAGUACGGAGCAACUUUCAUCUUCAUCAUCGACCUACAAAAGUCCCUAUAGUACCUCAUCAUCAAGCUACCGUAGUCCCGCUACUUCUUCAACUUCAACCUCUUACAACUCACCUAGAAGGGCUGGUAGUGUCGGUGUUGGUGAGUUUCUGAAUUUUUUUAUAAAAAAUGUUAAAAAAGCCUCGAUUUAAGCUAGUUUUUUAAAAAUUUACUUGUUGGUUUGUUUAAAGAUUUUCUGUGGCUCGAAGUUAGACUGGAAACGGCUCUUCGCUUCGAAACCUCAAAAAUAAGUUGUCAAUGUUCCUUUAACUUCUCGAGUAUCAUUCCAAUCUGUGUAAUUUUUUUUCGAGAAGAGCAUAACUCUUACCAACGGCAAAUGAUCAUUGUGGUCAUAAACUUGGGAAAAUCCAGAUGUUCUGCAGGAUUCAGCGGCGAGCUGUCCAGCGCGCGGAGCGGCAGCCAAAGAGACCUGACCACCGUCGGAUUUUCGCGAUAUCGUCCGACGGAUUCUGCCGGAACUUCGUCAGUUGCUUUUUUGUAAUAUCAGCAAUGUUACGAAAAAAAAGUUCGGAAAAGUUCGUUAAAAAGCAUCGAUUUUUUCGCAAACAGUCCGUAGACACGUUAUAACUUCGCACGCAUUUUUGCGGCUUUAGAAAUAUAUCGCAAUUUAAUUUAAUUUUUUGUUUCAAUUUUUUAUGUAUUCUUUUUCGGUUUUGUUCCUCAUAGAACGUCGGUUUGAGCCGAAAAAAAUUUUUUGAAAAAAAUUUCAAAAAAAUGGACUCCAUCAAAUAAUGUGUGUCCGUUUCGUCUCGCUUUGAAACAGUAAGGCCUUCCUCCGCUCUCUUUUCAAUCGCCGCGAAGUUGAUAGAAAUAAAAAAUAGCGUGAAAAGGAGUAAGUGCGCAGAGAGUGGCAAAACUUUAAACCACGAAAGGAAGAUAACUUUAGGGGCUACUCUUCGGCCCUCUCCAAGUAUCGUGCCGAAUCCACGACUUCCGACGUAGGUUCGAGAUAUCAGUCGUCUUAUUCAAGGUUUGAAUAUUUAUUAAUCUUUCUAUAAAUGUUAUUUUUUUCUCAGGUCGAACACCUCAUCGGCCUCGUCGACGCCGACCAGCAACCGAGUCACUUUUUGA
Molecule: messenger RNA, 3010 nt
Organism: Caenorhabditis auriculariae
Lineage: Eukaryota; Metazoa; Nematoda; Chromadorea; Rhabditida; Rhabditidae
Source: the annotation of a GenBank genome assembly